This is a messenger RNA of Diospyros lotus (date-plum), 1961 nucleotides long. RefSeq names its product protein PIN-LIKES 6. Gene Ontology annotation, cellular component: membrane. Gene Ontology annotation, biological process: endoplasmic reticulum to cytosol auxin transport. NCBI's taxonomy places the organism in Eukaryota, Viridiplantae, Streptophyta, Magnoliopsida, Ericales, Ebenaceae. The transcript has 13 exons. The record is from RefSeq and is a predicted model, not a curated record. Bases 375 to 1613 code for a protein of 412 amino acids.
GCAAAAGCUACGGUCUUGUUCUGUAUUUGGUUACGGACACGGCGUGUACCAUUCCCACAGAAACAAAACGCCGGAGAAAGUUGCGGAAACCAAAAGACGGCGGAGAGAGAUCCGGCGGCUACGACGGCAACGCGGAUUUAUUUCCCCGAGCAGAAGAUUGUUCUCACAACCAAUCAAGAAGAAAAUUAAAGGCAGCGUGUUACUUGAUAGGUUUUAAGCUGCAUAUGUGCUCGGGCUCGAUUUCAGAGCUGUGUUUCCUCAAUCUUGGAAGGAAAUCUAGCCUGGGAGGAGGAGAUAAACAAAUUUCUUCAGUCUGGAACAGUGAUUUUUGAUGCCUGCAGAAUUUCACCUGCUUUGAAGUCUGGAAGUUCACAAUGGGAAAAGUGGAAAGGAUCCUCUACACUGUUUUAAUGGAAACUCAGCAACAAGGAGAGUCUCUUGUUGGGACUAUAAGGAUUGCAGUUUUACCCAUAGCAAAGGUUUUUACUGUUUGUUUCUUGGGAUUUCUUCUGGCGCAUUUUAAGAUCUUACCUGCUAAUGGGAGGAAGCUUUUAAAUGGGUUGGUUUUCUCACUUUUGCUUCCGUGCUUGAUAUUCUCACAACUUGGACAAGCAAUCAAUUUAGAGAAAAUGACUGAAUGGUGGUUCAUUCCUUUUAAUGUUGUUCUGGCUACCAUAUCAGGCUCCCUCAUAGGCCUACUUGUUGCAUCCAUUGUUCAUCCACCAUACCCAUUCUUCAAGUUCACAAUCAUACAUAUAGGAAUUGGAAAUAUUGGGAAUGUGCCGCUAGUCCUGAUUGCGGCUUUAUGUCGAGAUAAGGCAAAUCCUUUUGGAGACUCUGACAAAUGUGCCCAAGAUGGGAAUGCAUAUAUCUCAUUUGGUCAAUGGGUUGGUGCAAUUAUACUAUAUACCUACGUUUUCAAUAUGCUCGCACCUCCUCCUGAAGGCACCUUUGAUGUUGAGGACAGGAAUCUUCCUAUCAAGAACAUUUCCAAGGAUGACAAUCCAGAGCAAGUCCACCUUCUCCAGCAGGAAUCUGUACCUAUUAGUUCAGAUGUGCACAGGAAAGAAAAGAUCAAAGAUUUCUUCAAGUUUCUGUAUGAGAAAUUUAAGGUCAAGCAGAUCCUUCAACCCCCCAUCAUUGCUUCUAUUCUAGCAAUGGUUAUUGGAUGUGUACCAUUUUUGAAGCGAUUAAUUUUUACCACUGAUGCUCCCCUAUAUUUCUUCACUGACAGCUGCACAAUUCUAGGGGGUGCAAUGAUCCCGUGCAUUUUGUUGGCAUUGGGUGGGAACCUUACAGAUGGCCCAGGGAGUUCAAAGCUUGGUCUGAGGACAACUGCUGCUAUUAUUUUCGGGCGGUUGGUUUUAGUUCCUCCUGCUGGACUUGGCAUAGUCACUUUGGCUGACAAGCUUGGCCUCCUUCCCCCCGAUGACAAGAUGUUCAGAUUUGUCCUCCUCCUCCAGUAUACCAUGCCGACAUCUGUGCUUUCUGGUGCCGUCGCCAAUUUGAGAGGGUGCGGGAGAGAAGCAGCAGCCGUGUUGUUUUGGGUUCACAUCUUCGCGAUUAUUUCCAUGGCCGGAUGGAUCGUCCUCUACCUCCACAUACUUUUCUAAACAAAUGCUUGGAAGUGGGUGGUGUGUAAUUACUUCCAUCUUUGCAAGGAGCUCUCUUGGCUCAUCCUCCAGUUACUGCUGCUGCUGCUGCUAUAUCAUAUCAUAUGCAUCUUUGCCGGUUUGUGUUGCCCUGACGCCGAGAAAUGUUUGCUAAAUUUUUUGGUCACCGGCCAUUGUGCCCCAUAUAUCGCAUUGACGUGCAAAACGAAUUGUAGAUUUAUACUACGUGAUUCCGCCCCUCGAUGCUAAAAUGUGGGGAGGUCUCCAAGUUCUGGUCUGACUAGUAGAAUUAUAUCCUUUGGCUGUUUUGAGCCCUAAAUUUAAAUAAAUAAAUAUAUAUUUUUUUCA